AUUUACGAUGCGGUAUAUUUGUUGUGUCUGGAACGAAUCGGCAGCGGACACGACAGAUUGAUAGGUCAGGUCGUGUAAAGGAGGCUUAAGAAAUAGAGUGAAGUUUAGUCUAUGGCUUAAGUUUUGUAAACUUACCCGGUUUUCUGUUCGUUUUCGCGUGCUGUGAUAAAAGUUUGUUUCUAGAAGUAAAAAUUAAAUAAAACUGUGUAAUUACUUAAUUUAGGAGUGCUAAAGUGUGUGAGCAGAUUGCUAAAUAACUCGCUAUUAGCAUCAAAUAGGACACACAUAAGAUUAAUAAGUAAAUGAAGAGUAUCAGUAGCUUGCAUUGCGUACAAAAUGGACCUUUUAGUUUCAACAUUAGAAUUGCGCUUAGAGAGGCUAACAGAAGCUUUAACGGGAGCCGCCGAGGCUCUUCAUAGUAUGGAGACCGGCGUAGAAAGGGACAGGAUAGUUGCCGUCAAAAUUAAUGUUAAUAAUAGAUUAUCGUCGUUCACAACAGACCUCAACAGAUAUUUGUCUGGUGAUAGCGCCAAUGUAAGAGAAGAUCUUUGGAAACAGUGUCGCGACGUGCAGAUCAAAGCGGAGGACGUGCUAACGGAAUUGGAAAUUGCCAUGAAACUCUACUGCCACGAAGGAGAUAACAAUAAUAGGACACGUCUACCUAAAUUAGAACUCGGCAAAUAUAAUGGUGAUGUCCUAAAGUGGAAUACAUUCUGGGACAAGUUUGCAGCCAAUGUCGACAAUAAGGAUAUUGCCAAUGUGGAGAAGCUCUCAUACCUGUUAGCAUCUUUGGAGGGACCAGCCCUUCAAGCAGUUGAGGGUUUGGAGACUACAAACUUAAAUUAUCCAAUUGCGGUCGAUAUCCUCAGUAGCCGUUUCGGUAAGCCUUCAAAGGUCAUUGACGCUCACAACGAGGCUUUGCAAAAACUUACGGUAGCAAAGGAUCUACCUGAAGAUUGUAGAUGCACUCUGAACGCCAUAGAGAAGCACCUGAGGGUAUUGGAGGCUCUAGGGGAGAAAGUUGAUGCUAGUCACCUUAGAGUUAUUAUACUUAAUAAAUUUCCAUCUAAAGUAGUAUAUCAAGUGCGACUGAUGGCGAUUGAUGAUUCAUUUUCUGCAAUCCGAAAAGCUUUAGAUGCUGUAAUAACAGCAAUGGAAAGUUCGAAGAGUUUGGUCGUUUUAAAUCCAGAGAGUUCUGUUAUUCCUGUGAAGUCCAGCAUGAUGGAGCUUCAACAUGAUGCUUCAACAGCGACGUUGCAAAUUGCUACGAGAAAACGAAGAAAGACGCUGUCUCAAAGAUGGCAUGAAGAAAAACAUAUUUAA
This is a messenger RNA of Leguminivora glycinivorella, 1323 nucleotides long. RefSeq lists its product as uncharacterized. The transcript is spliced from 2 exons. NCBI's taxonomy places the organism in Eukaryota, Metazoa, Arthropoda, Insecta, Lepidoptera, Tortricidae. The record is from RefSeq and is a predicted model, not a curated record. The coding region runs from base 337 to 1323 and encodes 328 amino acids.